This is a messenger RNA of Trichophyton benhamiae CBS 112371, 1302 nucleotides long. RefSeq lists its product as uncharacterized. NCBI's taxonomy places the organism in Eukaryota, Fungi, Ascomycota, Eurotiomycetes, Onygenales, Arthrodermataceae. The record is from RefSeq and is a predicted model, not a curated record. Bases 1 to 1302 code for a protein of 433 amino acids. The transcript has 3 exons.
AUGGCACCGCCACCUGUUGCAACCCCUUUAAAAUCCCAUCUCACGCUCGGUCUGGAGGUCGAGUUCUAUGCUGCUCUCAAGUCUCUUGCUUUCAAUGGUAUUCUCGCCCAUGGUUGCAUGGCAAGCCUGUUAAGUAAACGACUACGACACCUACGACUAUCUGGCCCCGACGGCUUCGGCUCCAAAUUUAAGGUCGUCGUCGAGUCAAAAAAAUACCCAUGUGACGCCAAAUAUAUAGACUAUGCCCAGUGGACUCUGACUACAGAUGCUACAGCACAACCCCAGAAUCCAGAAUGGAUGGGCCGGUAUAAUCCCAUCUCCGCGAGAGAGAUAAAUUUAUACUAUGAGUUGAACAAUACCACCAGCAUCCAUGUGCACGUCGGCAACGGAGUUGACCCAGAUUCCUCCUUUCCGUUCCACACAGUACGGAACUUGGCCUUGAUUCUACUAGUAUAUGAACCGGCCAUGGAUCAAUUGCUCGAUGCUAAAUUAUACCCUCCCCCUACUCUCAUCGGCAACCGCGAUCGCUCUCAGGAUCCCGAAUCCAUAUCCUCUAUUAACACCCCUUACUUUCAGCCUCCAAACCUACCAGCACACUCCCCAAGAAGAGUAUUAGCACGUCAUCUCUUUAAUACAUGCAAAGACAUUCGAUCAGUGAUCCGAGCGAUGAGUCCACUACCACCAGAUGAAACUUUGGCCCCAAAUUGCCCGUGGUAUUAUAAGUUCAAUUUCAAUCCAUUGCUUGAUUCUUUGGAUAUACCACCGCCUGUAUUUUCCGAACCCGAACCUGAACCAAACCCCGAAGUGAAGAUUGGGAGGGAGACGUCGAACGGUCAUGCUGAACCAACUAUGCCAGCUCCCCCAGCUGAGCCGCGAUCACCGCCUCAGCCCAAGUCAUAUCCAGCCCCUAAACGGAAAUCUCCGACUAUUGAGUUUCGGCAGCAGAUUGGAACUUUGGACCCAGACACGAUGGUUUACUGGAUUAAGUUUCUAACGGCUUUGGUGGAGUUCUCCGGCAAACUUACGGAUCAGGCGGUAGUUGAGUUCCUUGGACUGGAGGACAUCGACAUCGAGUAUUUACCAUCUACGGAUGAGGGCCUGCCUAUGGAGGAUGAGGAACGGACUCCAUAUGUUACUAUUCGACCACCUACGGAUCCUUCUAUUUCCCUCUCAGCCCUCGCGCUACUCACAAGUAUGCAACCCAUCGGAUCCCUUGCACGUCUCCUUACCGCCAUGGAAUCCGUAAACAUAGACCUUGACUCCGAAAGCACUCGACAUUGGAAGCGCAAGGUCUCGCCAUAA